AUGUCUGCAAAGCCUUUGAAGCUGGAUUUCCAAGGCAAUGACUUAAACAGGAAUGCUCUUUCAGUUGCAUUAGCAGAAAUGAAAUGGGCUCAGUAUGCUGCAGUUAUGCAGGGCAUCACACCAACUGCCGAGAAUUCUGUCAAGCCAUUUUUUCGAACAGACUCUUCUCCUGGGCCAUCUCAGAUCAAAGCAGUGGAAAAUUAUUGUGCCUCUAUCAGUCCACAGUUGAUACACUGUGUCAACAAUUACACCCAGUCUUAUCCAAUGAGAAACCCAACUGAUAGUUUAUAUUGCUGUGACAGAGCUGAAGACCAUGCUUGCCAAAACGCCUGCAAGAAAAUUCUAAUGUCUAAGACAACAGAAAUGGAGAUUGUUGAUGGUCUCAUUGAGGGUUGUAAGACCCAGCCCUUGCCUCAAGAUCCUCUUUGGCAGUGUUUUCUCGAAAGCUCGCAGUCGGUUCACCCCGGAGUCACUGUGCACCCUCCUCCCUCAACCGGCCUUGAUGGGGCCAAAUUGCACUGUUGCUCUAAAGCAAACACUUCAAUCUGUAGGGAACUGUGCACGAAACUUUAUAGCAUGAGCUGGGGAAAUACACAGAGUUGGCAAGAGUUUGACCGCAUCUGUGAAUAUAAUCCGGUGGAAGUGUCCAUGUUGACAUGUCUAGCUGAUGUCCGGGAACCUUGCCAGUUGGGCUGUACAAACCUUACUUACUGUACAAACUUUAACAACAG
This is a messenger RNA of Grammomys surdaster, 731 nucleotides long. Its product is annotated as reversion-inducing cysteine-rich protein with Kazal motifs-like. NCBI's taxonomy places the organism in Eukaryota, Metazoa, Chordata, Mammalia, Rodentia, Muridae. The record is from RefSeq and is a predicted model, not a curated record. The annotation marks the transcript as partial. Gene Ontology annotation, molecular function: metalloendopeptidase inhibitor activity. Gene Ontology annotation, biological process: extracellular matrix organization; blood vessel maturation; sprouting angiogenesis. Gene Ontology annotation, cellular component: plasma membrane. The transcript has 6 exons.